This is a messenger RNA of Umbelopsis ramanniana AG, 1494 nucleotides long. RefSeq lists its product as uncharacterized. Bases 1 to 1494 code for a protein of 497 amino acids. The record is from RefSeq and is a predicted model, not a curated record. The transcript has a single exon. Lineage: Eukaryota; Fungi; Mucoromycota; Umbelopsidomycetes; Umbelopsidales; Umbelopsidaceae.
AUGAGGAUAUCAUUCUCCCUUACAUUCAUAUUAUUUUUUGCCUCUUACACCCUUGCUGAUGAUUCCAGCAGUGCUACUGGAACGAUGCCAUCAGGACAGCCACCUACGGCGAUGGGUAGUGCUGGAGGUUCAGCUCCUGGUGGAGGUGGCGGGAAUGGCAAUAGCGCAACCUCCAUGUUUUUGACUGGAUCGUAUACCGUUUCCAAUGAGACUGUAACUAACUCUACUAUAACUGUGGCUGCUACUUCCUCAAACACAUCUGUCAUAUUGAUCACCAACAGUGGCCAAUUGACGCUCUCUGACGCAUUCAUCUCGAAAAGUGGUAAUACCACCUCCGAGGACGACAGUAAUUUCUACGGUUUGAACGCUGCUGUAGUCGCCCAAAAUGGAAGUUCACUUACAAUUUCAAACUCUUAUAUUUCUUCCAACUCUGACGGCUCCAACGCGAUUUACUCCACUGGAACUGGGACCACCAUUUACGCAUACAAUGUCACACUAAAUACAACAAUGAAUUCAUCCCGUGGCCUUGAUGCAACUCAAAUGGGAUAUAUUUACGCUAAAAAUGCUACUAUCACAACUUAUGGUGACCACUGUGGAGCCUUUGCGAACGAUCGAGGUACGGGAAUUGUCGUAGUAGAUGGCGCUACAGUCAACACUUAUGGGUCAGGAUCACCUGUCGUUUACUCUACUGGUAAUAUAACUGCAUCUGAUGUCAUUGGAACUGCUCAUGGCUCGUCUGCAAUUGUGGUGGAAGGUGCCAAUAAUGUAACAUUGACUAAUUGCAACGUCAGUGGUGAAGGCAACCAAGUACAGCCGUAUGGUGUCAUGCUGUACCAAAGCACUUCCGGGGAUGCUCAAGACGGAACCGCAAUACUCAAUAUGACGGGAGGAAGCCUAAAUUACACUGGAAACUCAGGACCGUUAUUUUAUAUCACCAAUACUGUCUCUGAGGCUUACCUUAGGAAUGUAACUAUGAAUUUUUCGACUGGCUCGUUGAUUGAGGCAUCAGAUGAUCAGUGGGGCAGUUCUGGCUCAAAUGGCGGCAAGUUGACAUUUGUUGCCUUCAAUCAAGUUUUGUCAGGAAACAUAUCAUGCGGAAAUAUAAGCAGCAUCUCCAUUUCAUUGAAUCAGUCGUCCAUUAUAACCGGAGCUAUCAACUCAAAUAAUAAUGCAAGCUAUAUAUACUUUACUCUGGAUACCUCUAGCACAUGGAACGUCACUGGCACAUCUUAUAUAUCAAGUAUCGCCGCUGAUGAUACUUCCUUUUCCAAUAUAUAUGGUAAUGGUCACAAUGUCUACUAUCUUUCCAGUAACAAUACCUGGUUGGGAGGCAAAACGUAUUCUUUGCAGAACGGAGGAAAUCUAAUUGCGUAUUCAGCUAAUGCUUCUACAAGCACUAGCUCAGGAACCAUAUCAUCUGCAACCAGCGUGAGCAGUAUAUACUCCCUAUUUUCUUCACUUCUUUUUCUCAGCAUUAUCUUCAAUGUGUAUUGA